UUGUCACCAUGGCAACCACCUGUAUACAAAGUUGUCUGACAAGCGGAAGAUAAGUAGCUAGAUAGUUAGCAUACUGCCCCCACAUUCUUAGCUAAAGAUGUGACUGUUUCAGAUUUUACGACACGCUCGCACAACCACAGUGUAAACAUCGUUACGUGGGCACAAACGAAGCUCUCGCGCUGUUGUAAAGCUAACUAGUUGGCGUUAGCAGUGGCUAACGUGGCUACUUCUGGGUUAGCAAUGCAGGAAGAGGCACGGACAAAACAACACCUGAGUUCUGACCCGUCUAUGAACAGUCACAGACCUGCCUCAGGAAAAUCACAGGACAUUUCCCACGUAUUAGCAGACACGUUCAAGGACCUUUACACGAAAGACGUAAUUGGGAAAGACACCGUGUUAAACCUCAUCAAGACAAAGAGUGGACGGAGCAGCUACCAUGAGAAAUACGUGGAGGAGCUUCAACGGAUUCAUUCAGAAUACAACCAGCAAAUCAAAGAGGCAGACAUGCUGGAGGAACACAUCAUUCAGGCCGGAGCUCUGGCUGCAGCCACAGAGAAGCAGGCCUAUGAGAGAAUGAAGGAGAAGAUAGGAGACAUCCACCAGCACCCAGGCCUCCUAACUGUCAAACCGGCUUUUCCCAGCUGUGUAGACGAAAAUCUUCUCAAACUGCACGACCUGAUUUCCCCCCAGGACUACCUACCUACAGAAAAACCACGGCUGAAAGCUCCAGCAGCAAUAAAACAGAAUCCUGCCAGGCCGACUAUCAGUUACACCAUGCAUAUGUCUCGAGAGCCUCGGGAUGAUGGUUGCACAGUGAUCCCCAGUUCAGGAAAGCCUGUGACUGAAAUGAAGGAGUCAGAGCUCAGCAUGACCUUCGACUCCAGUUCAGAUAAAGCAACGAGGAGAAACUCUCUCAGGGAGACACCAAACCAGACUAAACCAAGACCAAAGUGGAAGGAUGAGAAGGGUGCCAAAGACCAAACUGAGGGGUUAGAAAACCUUCAGAGGCCUAAAAAUAGACACAGCGUUCCACACAAUCCUCGUUUCCUUCCAACAAAUGCACAGCAGGGGGGCUCAUCCCUCAUGUCCUGUCCCAGGAAAAAAGCAGCGCAGGAGAGUAAAAAGAUGGAGGAACAAAGCUCAACUGAGGAUACUGUCCCAGUCUUCCUACCCAAGCCUUCAGUGGUUGUCUUUACCGACUACAGUGUGGGUCAAGUUUAUGAAACAACGCUGGAGCUGAAAAAUGUGACUUCCUCAAGCCGACAUGUCAGAGUUAUCCCUCCAACAACUCCUUUCUUCUCUAUUGGCCUGGGGAGAUUUCCUGGUGAGGGGGGUGUUGUUGCCCCAGGGAUGAGCUGUAAGUACACAGUGCGCUUUGCUCCAGACUCCCUGGCAGAUUGUGAGGACUUCAUCAUGGUGGAGACCCAGGUCGAGCACCUGUUUGUGGUGCCCAUCUUAGCCACGCGGCCCCCUCCAGUACUCACCUUGCCAAGAAUUCUGGACUGUGGUUACUGUCUGAUUGGAGGCGUAAAGUUUGUUGAAGUCCAUUGUAAAAAUGUUGGCCUCAGUGCUGGGACCUUCUGUGUAAUCCCCAAGAGACAGUGGCCGCCUGCAGAUCUUAGGUCUUCAUCAAGAGCAUACUUUUGUGAACAGCCACCCUUUGCAGUGAGCCCAUCUCUGUUUGUGCUGCAGCCAGGAGAGGGCGUAGUGAUGGAGGUCGUUUUUUUUCCGACCACUGCUGAAAAAAGCUGCCAGGUUUUCACUGUUGUUUGCGAUAACUGCCAUGUGAAAGACAUUUCUGUAGAAGGUGAAGGACAGCCCAUUGCGAUUGAGCUGGUGUCUGUGUCUGGGGAGAGGGAGCCUCCUACAGUUGGGGAAGUGCAUGACCUCACUGCGGAGCACUUUGUGUCUUUCGGCCCUUCCAACCCUCACUCUGUGCAACACAAGAAACUCAUCGUUAGAAAUAACGUCCACUUGGAGCUGCCUUUCUGCUGGCAGAUUAUGAAGCCCAACCUGCAACCUCGGCUUCCAGGGGAAACAAUAGAAACCUUCCACAUCCAGUCCAGCCUGGCCACAGAUGACAUUUUCCACGUUAGGCCUCUUACAGGCCUUUUGGGUCCCUGCCAGGACCACGAGUUCCUGGUGACCUUCUGUCCUAAAGAGUUGAAGGAUUAUCACAAUGUGUGUCAUUUAGUCUUGAGGGACGUCCCUCAGCUGCCACAGGAACCCAGUGAAAACAGUGUUCUUCAGCCUGUGCGCACAGGCUCCAAGGUGAGUGAUGUCAUUGUCAUGGAAAUAGAAGUCAAGGGGUCCACGGAGCCGUACCAGGUCCUGCUGGAGCCCUAUGCCGUGGUGAUCCCUGGAGAGAUCUUUAUUUCUACAACCACCCGCAGGCAGUUCAAGAUGUGGAACCACAGUAAGACCUUCAUCUUUUUCCAGUGGGAAAGAAUGAACAGUUGCAGUCACUCGAUAGAAGUAGAGCCCUCUACUGGCAAAAUAGAUGAGAAUGAGUGCUGUGAGUUUGAUCUAAUAGUGACAGGAGAGAAAGCAGAGAGGGUUGUGACCAGUCUGGUUUGUCACAUAGAGCAUCACAGGCCCAUCGUUUUGGCUGUUGAGGUGUCCUUCAAGGGUCCCGUAGUGACCCCCAGUGUGCCCAGUGUGGACUUUGGGCUCAUGAGGCUCGGGGAGCAGACCCAGACCAAACUGCUCCUCACCAACACCACUCAACUGAAAGCCUCUUGGACAAUGGAGGAAAAGCUUGCCUUUCAACACGACCAUGAAGUCACACAUAUAUUAGUGGAGCCCUGCAGAGGUGAGCUUCCCCCCUUUGCCUCCUGCAGUGUGGACUUGCUCUUUAAGCCACGUCGCUGUCAGCAACUUGAAACAGAGCUGGAGCUCAAAGUGGAAAAUGGAACAGGGUGUCACCUGUCAGUGCAUGCAGACGUUCAGUCUCCUCAGGUCUGUCUGCUAAAGUGUCAGUUGCUGCUUUCUGACCUCUACGUUGGAGUUCCUGCACGGGGAACUGUAACUCUCUUCAACCAGACUCUGCUCCCUUCACACUUUACAUGGAUGCCUCAGCUGCAGGGUAAGCAGGCUUCACUGUGUGCGGCCAGCUUUGACCCCUCUUCUGGCACGCUGGGACCUAAUGCCAGCAUAGAGGUCACGGUUAAUUUUACCUGUCACACAGAUCUGGAAGUGCCUGAAGUGGCUGCUGUCUGUGAGAUUCAAGGGAUGGACCUUCCCCUUGUUCUUGGCAUUUUGGCUUCCAAACCCAAAGCACUCAGUGUUGUCUACUCGCUGCCCAGUGUUAGCCCUGCACUAGACAGUGAUACCUGUGCAACACUGGUGCUAAACUUUGGAGACGAUGUCGUCUUAAAGAGAGCUGUUACUAAGCAGCUGCUGAUAACCAAUCAAACUGCUGUUUCAGCCCCGUUCACCAUAGAAGCUGAGUAUUUCACCGGCCAUCCUUUACAAUCAAGUCACCAGUCAGAGAAAAGAUUUAAAUAUGUCAUGAAGCCACUUCACUCGGUUCAAGCAAAGAAACUAGAAGAAAAAGCCCACGAGGACUUUGUGAGCAACCUGCUGGCUCAUGGGAAGGGUGCCGCCUUCUUUGUUCAGCCACACACUGGACAGCUGGGCCCGUUUGAGACCCAGACCCUGGAUGUGACCGCCUAUACCGACAUGUGGGGGGAGUACAACGACCUUCUCAUUUGCAAAGUGGGAGACCUUGAGCCUACACUCAUCCCCAUGCAGAUGACAGUGAAAGGCUGCCCACUCUAUUUUCAGAUGAUAGGUCCACAGCCAGACAACCAGAACCAGGGACCAACCAUACAGUUUGGCACACACGUAUCUGGAGGUGACACCGUGUCGCGUUCUCUUCGCAUCAACAAUCCCACCAUGUUGGAUAUUUGUAUGGACUGGGAGACGUAUAACAUCGAUCCCGAUGUCGUGGCGUACGGAGAAGCUGACAUCAACGAGGUGACCAACAGAACGUUACCGCUUCCUGAUGGGAACAUUCAAACAGCCUGGGAAAGAAAUCAGAGCCCCGGCUCAGAGGGGGCGAGUUCCUCUCUCCAAAGCAUGAUUGAUGGAGAAGAUGGGGAUCAUGUUUCUGAGGAGGGUUCUGAGAAAGAGCAAACGUCUCCGGAUCCCUUUGCUGCUGAGAAAAAUCUCUCCUCUGCCUCCAGUCGACCUCAUGUGGGCAAACUCUCAGAUUACCCAUACUGCAUCACUCCUCUGCAGAUUGUAAUUCCAGCAAAGAGCAGUGUCACAAUACACGUGUCCUUCACUCCUCUGACACUUCCUGGGUCAACGCCUAAGACCAGAUGCGUUGGCCUGGCUCUGGGUUUCCUGAGUCUAGAGUCUGAGUCAGCUGCCUUGGUCCCAGGUAAAGUCAGAAGGGCUCAGGGUUUGGAUUUGGAGCCUGUCAGAGUGGAUCUGGUAGCAACCGUUAAACCUGCAGUGCUGUUUGUGCAGAUGAAGGAGGACGACGGGGCGCUGGAGUUUCAUGCCUCAGCUGGAGAUUUACUGAGGGGAAAAUCUGCAAAAGAGGUGGUGGUGAAGGAUUUUGACGUCACAGAGACUUUUCAGCUAAAUAACACCUCAGAGAUGCCCUUACACCUCAGGCUGGGGGCUCAGCCUCCAUUUACAGUGCUUAAACCUCAGCCUCGAGCCCAGACCAGACCGUCCAGCAACUCGCCUACUGGAGACAGUCAGCCUCUGGUGCUACAACCACAGCACAACAUGCAGGUGAAAGUGGCCUUUCACUGCUCCCUGUCUCUUCUGGAGCACGUGGAUCAGACAGAUGACAAAGCUGCUCUUGGAGUAACGUUGAUCCACAGUGCAAAUGGACAGAAGACGCUGAGGUUCCAGCAAAACCUUCUCAUUCAUUACAGUAAUAACAGCCUGCAGACAGUGCCUCUCCGCGCUUAUCUGGGCUUGGCUACGCUGUGUCUGUCCAGUGACAGCGUGGACUUUGGGUUCUGCUAUGUGGGCCGGACCCGGACAGCAGAGGUGAACCUCUCCAGCCACGGAUCUCACACUUACUGGAAAUCAGUUAUCGAGGCAGAUGAAGGCGAUUCCCGUGUGUUCAGAGUGACACCAGACUCUGGGCUUCUCAGGUUCAAGGAGCUUGGUGUCAGUAGCUGCAGCGAGUGUCUACAGAUCAGAUUUACUCCCAGUGAGGACAGAGGAUUCAGGGCCACUCUUGUGAUACAGUCUUUACUGGAGAAGACCCCCAUCACUCUGCACCUCCAGGGAAAAGGAUCUUUUGAUGAAGUGUACAUGUCUAACCACGAGUCCUAAAACCCUGGGGACACUCACAGUAACAGCGUUCCAGUCACGUGUGCAGAUCGUCUGGAGAUCUCUUUCCAGAGCAGUGGAUCCUGUUUGAUCACUGAUAGUGAAAGCUUCCUUUAGUGUGGUUUUAUUAAGUGAUGUUUGUACUUUGCUGUGUGGCUGUGGCUGUUGACAUAAGGGGUCAGUGGAUGACAUAGAGACAGACAGAACACCUUUAAUGGUAGUAUUGUUGCAGAUAGUCAGGCAGGCCAUAAAAUCAUAUUACUUAUAGCACAGCAUCUAGAGCUGGAGAAGCUCCUCGCUGUCUCUCAACCUUGUCAUGAAUCUGUCAGUUGAGGCGUCCUGCUUUUGUCUGGAGCCUCCAAAUCUUUAAACACGCACAUGCUCAGGCUGUUAUUGUUCCUAACAGCUGCCUGUAGUGCUUGUCUGCAGCACAGUUCUGCGUUACACAUUUCUACAAGCACCACAAAUCCACCGAGAAAUGCAAAUGUCCAAUUGAUAUUCGAUGCACUCCAGCAGUCCUACACAGAACAAGGGGAAGUCUGAUCACAAUAACACGGUAUUGUGUGGAACUAAUCUGUGCAACACUGAGGCCAAGGUCAGUACAGCAUUGGUUAUUCUUGCGGUGUGGUCUGAUGUGCAGGACUAGAAGACGCCUCACAGCACCAGAUUAAAAUCAUACAGACCUCUUCA
Molecule: messenger RNA, 5991 nt
Organism: Betta splendens (Siamese fighting fish)
Lineage: Eukaryota; Metazoa; Chordata; Actinopteri; Anabantiformes; Osphronemidae
Gene: dlec1
Product: DLEC1 cilia and flagella associated protein
Exons: 38
Coding region: 241-5304 (1687 amino acids)
Biological process (GO): negative regulation of cell population proliferation
Source: RefSeq, a predicted model, not a curated record